UUGUGCUGUCUGCCCAGGCAGGGCAAGUUCUUAUCUUCAAAGAGAUUGCGAUCGGCACUGGAAAGAAUUUCUCAGUGAGCCCCAGCUUGAAGUAAAAGUCAAGAAUCCCAGCUUACUGGCUGGCAGUUGCUACCAACUAGUCCAGCCUGACCACAGGCACGAAAAUUAAUGAGCUCCAUCUUUGGCAUGGGUUAGAAAAUUCCACUGUGGCAUUGGCAGGGCUCACACCGGUACCAGAACUUUAAAGAAGCCCCACGCUGAAAGCUACAAGGAACAAAUGAGGUGGAUCACAUGUCUCCCAGGCUGAGAGCCUUCCUCUCUGAACCCAUCGGAGAAAAGGAUGUGUGCUGGGUGGAUGGGGUCAGCCAUGAACUUACGAUCAAUUUGGUCACCAAAGGUUUCAACAAGGCCUACAUCCUGUUGGGACAAUUCCUUCUGAUGCACAAGAACCAAGCGGAGUUUCAGAAGUGGCUCAUUUGUUGUUGCGGCGCCACCGAGUGUGAGGCCCAGCAGAGUUCCAACUGUCUCAAGGAGUGGUGCGCUUGCUUCCUGUAGACACAAGCCCAAGGCCAGCAGACGGGCCCCUGGAUGCAAAGCCGCUCAGCUGUGCCCAGCCUGGACCAGCCAGCCCUCAGCUGACUCACAGAUGUGUGAGGGAGAAUAAAGGAUUACUAUUUA
This is a messenger RNA of Propithecus coquereli (Coquerel's sifaka), 678 nucleotides long. RefSeq names its product barrier to autointegration factor 2 (gene BANF2). The coding region runs from base 292 to 555 and encodes 87 amino acids. The transcript is spliced from 5 exons. Lineage: Eukaryota; Metazoa; Chordata; Mammalia; Primates; Indriidae. Gene Ontology annotation, molecular function: DNA binding. The record is from RefSeq and is a predicted model, not a curated record.